CAUGCUCAGGCAGUUAGUCAAACUCGAGACACUCACAGGAGAACACAGUCGCCAUCUGGACUAGCGGCUGGACGAGAGAGGGAACGAGGGUGAUCUGCACCUGUCCCACGAACACACUCUCUUUCUGCCGCACACACACUCGCACAUACACACACUCGCACAUACACACACAAGCGCACUCAGGGGAGAGAUCAGACGGCUCUAUGUGCGGCUGGAACCAAAGUCUGUCGGCCGCCUCUCAGCAUAGCUCCGUCAUGUUGACCACUGAGGGCGCCCCGAACACCGCCGACCAGGUGGAUGCGAAGAUGACCGUUGAGGACGCCGACAUGUCCAAGUGGACGGAGGCCGAGUUUGAAGAGAAGUGCACGUACAUAGUGAAGGACCACACGUGGGAUGGUGCAGACAAACCGGAUCUUCCCCGUGCUCAGACCUCACUGCCGAGAAACCUGGCAUUCAGAUAUGCCCCUGACUCCAAAGAGGUGAUCGGCGUCGUAAGCCGUGAGUACAUACCAAAAGGAACUCGCUUUGGCCCUCUAGUGGGAGAAAGUUACACAGCAGAGAAUGUCCACAAAGACGCCAACAGGAAGUACUUCUGGAGGAUUUAUGCAGAAGGAGAGUUCCAUCACUUUGUAGAUGGCCUGGAUGAGGAGAAAAGCAACUGGAUGCGCUACGUGAACCCAGCUCACUCACAGCAGGAGCAGAACCUGGCUGCUUGCCAGAACGGCAUGAACAUCUUCUUCUACACGGUGAAGGCUAUCCCUGCUGACCAGGAGCUGCUGGUGUGGUACUGCACAGACUUUGCACACCGUCUUCACUACCCUCCCUCAGGAGAUCUCAUGAUGCAAAAGCUCAAGCAGAGUCUGAUAGAAGCAAAGCAGCAGGUGUCAGAAGAAAAACCUGUUGUGAAGAGAGAGCAUACCGUCUCGGAAAUCCUCAAAGACACAUGGCGAGAGCCAGCGAGACCAUUGCCCACACGUCCCCACUGCCCUGUCAGCCCUGACAGACCCAUCUACCCCCGCGUCAUCUACCCAAUCCGCCCACAUCAUCAUCUCAGAGAGGACAUCUUAAAAUCAAGCCCAAGUAUCUGUUUUGCCACUCGCUCACCUGCACUCUCCUCAGCCACCCCUAGCCCAUCAGCACGCAGCAGCCCUGAGACCAGUCCAGGAAGCAGUCCUACCCCAGCAGAUCCUAGGGAUGCCCUGUCACUCUACAGUGGCAGCCUGGGUCAAUAUCCUGGUUACUCCCCACCCAACCCCCUUUCCACAUUCUACCCCAACCCACAUUACCUCUUUGCCCCUUACUCCAUGAGCGGAACACCACCUGUGUUCUCCCGCAUGUACCCCCUUUACAACAGUUUACUGACACCCAACAUGCCCCUCUCGCACACCAUGCUUCCACCUGAGCAAGGUCGGCAUUUUCUGCUGCCACCCCACAGGGACUUCCUGCUUCCUCCAACCAAGAGUGCCUUCUCAAGAGCGACAACCCUGAAAGACAAACCGCUGCAUGGGCACCCUCAUGCCCCCGUCAGUGGUUCUCCUACAGCUGGUUCUGCAGUCUCUGUUGAUCAGCAGCCUGCCAACCCGACCUCAGCACAGCCGAGCAUCCGACGUUCGGAUGAAGAGGCAAUCAAUCUCAGCAAGAUGAAGCGAGGCCCUGCGGGAUACAAGACGCUGCCAUACCCACUGAAGAAACAGAAUGGCAAGAUAAAGUACGAGUGCAACGUAUGCAGCAAGACUUUCGGACAGCUCUCGAACCUUAAGGUGCACCUGCGUGUCCACAGUGGCGAGCGUCCUUUUAAGUGUCAGACAUGCAAUAAGGGCUUCACUCAGCUGGCCCACCUGCAGAAGCACUACCUGGUCCAUACAGGAGAGAAGCCCCAUGAAUGCCAGGUAUGCCACAAGCGUUUCAGCAGCACAAGUAAUCUGAAGACCCAUCUGAGGCUGCACUCGGGUGAGAAGCCUUAUCAGUGCAAGCUGUGCCCAGCUAAGUUCACACAGUUUGUCCACCUCAAACUGCACAAACGGCUGCACACACGUGAGCGCCCCCACAAGUGUCCACACUGCCACCGCAACUACAUCCACCUCUGCAGCCUGCGCCUCCACCUUAAGGGCUACUGCCUGGCUGCUAUGCCUUCCCCCCACUGUAGCCUUGAUGAACUGAACCGCAUUAAUGAGGAGAUCGAGCGCUUUGACAUCAGCGACAAUGCUGACCGGCUGGAGGAGAUUGAGGGGGUUGAUGUGGAGAGGCUGGUGGAAAAGCAGAUCUUCAGUGUGAUCUGCCAUGAAAUGGACCUCAAGGCGUCAUACCACAAAGGCAGCACUGGAGGGGAUCUGCUUCCUCCAUCACAUCCGUCUAGCACCUACAGCCUGUAUGAGCCAAGCAGUGAAACAUCGGUUAUCAAGCUCCUACCUGUCAAGGUCAAACAAGAGACUGUGGAGGCAAUGGAAUCUUAGCCCCAGCCCGAGCACAGAAACUCAUUAAAACAUGCUGCACCUCAGCCUGAUCGGUUCUCCCCGGCCUGGCUGCGGAUGGCCACAGGUGUACACAAUCCUGCUCAUAAGGAGACAGGCUUAGACCUUUGAUUUCAGGGACUUACCAUACUCAGGGCUAAGAGACACUGCUCCAGGCCACUAGCGGUCCAGUGUGUCCUACAUUAACUUUAGAGACAAUCAUCUAUUUCUUUAUUUCAUAAUAAUAUUAUUGUUGCCGUCAUUGUUAUUUGUUAUUAUUUUUGCUAUUGUUAUUCCUUAAUAAUAUUUGGUUCAGUCUGUUAUGCAACCUCCUUAAUUUAUUGUCAAUGUUUACAAUGACUGGGUAAUUCAUUGUAAUUCACUGUUCUGUAUAUUUUCUUGCUGUCACACUUUUGUACAUAGUUUCUUGCAGCCUGUGUUAUUUGUUUGUUUGCCCUUUAAUUGUGACGAACUAAUGAGUACCAGAUAUGAGGAGCUCACCUUGAUUCAGGGUUGUUGUUUUUUUUUCUUCUUCUAUUUUUAAUGCAGACAGGUAUUUUUAAAAGAAGUAGCUCUUUUGUGGAAGGCUGUUGUAAAUACCAUAAUGGAAUUUUGACAAUGCCACCUUCACCAUGUCUUAAAUGCUGGGGGCCUUUUUCCUAAUUUCUAUUGAGCACUCCUCGGUGUGACACACACACAAAAAAAGGGCAUUUUUCUAUUUUUUCAACAUGUUACCUCAAACUGUGAGUGUGUGUGUGUAUAUAUAUAUAUAGGCUGUGAGUGUAUUCAGAAGGAAGUCAAAGGCAUAUAUGAUAUUUAUUGCUUUUCUACUUGAAGAAGAAACCAAAAUGUCCCUGGAGUAGCCGUCUCUAUGUGGUCCAAAAACCCCCCCAAAAAAACAAAAAAAAACAAACAAAACAAAACAGAAAAAAAACCAGAAGCCUGGUAGCAUGUAGCACACUGGCUAUAAAGCUGAGAGUACUUCUCUAUUCACUCACUAAUAUUUUGGAUAAAGGGGUUUGGAAGGGUGGAAAAGGGGCUGGAAUACUGAGCUAGUUACCAAAGUCCACUUAAACAACAGUGAGUGUCUAUAGUGAUAUUAGUCGCUGUUUAGAUGUCUGUUCUACACAUUUUUGUCAUUUGCCCUUUUUACACUCAUGGAUGGCACAAAUUAAAGUGCCUUGGUCUUUAUAUGCACUGGUUUAUCUUCA
Molecule: messenger RNA, 3661 nt
Organism: Hemibagrus wyckioides
Lineage: Eukaryota; Metazoa; Chordata; Actinopteri; Siluriformes; Bagridae
Gene: prdm1a
Product: PR domain containing 1a, with ZNF domain
Exons: 7
Coding region: 204-2453 (749 amino acids)
Biological process (GO): cell fate commitment; regulation of transcription by RNA polymerase II
Cellular component (GO): nucleus; cytoplasm
Molecular function (GO): RNA polymerase II cis-regulatory region sequence-specific DNA binding; DNA-binding transcription repressor activity, RNA polymerase II-specific; histone deacetylase binding
Source: RefSeq, a predicted model, not a curated record